AUGAAAAACAAUUCUGUCAAAUUUAAGUAAAACGUUCCAAAGUCUUCCACAACCUCUAUCAUUUCAGAAUUCUCUUAUGAUGAAUCUCCUACACCAAAUGGAUUUCAAUUUUAAAGCUUUACUCAUGCUUAAACUAUUUCAGCAAAACUCAACAAAAAUUCAGUCUAUAAUCAAUAGAAUAUUAUGUUUAACACACCCAGAAGAUUGGCAGUUCCUUUUCAAGAAAUUGUAAGAAAUUAAAAUAAUUCAAUUAGGAAAAAGAUGAAGUACUUUCCAAAACACCAGUAAAUAAGUAACUCUUUGAGGGAACUAAAUAAUUCAAUAGUGGAUAAAUAGAACCAGUUUCUUUUUCAGAAGCAUUGAUAAAAUAAUCAAAAUAUACAGAGGAGAGUUUGAAGAAAAUUUAGAAAUUAGAAAAAUUCUUAGAGAAAACAAAAUAAAAAUAUUAUAAGCCUAUUAAUAUUUUAUCUUCUGAUGAAUCACCGUCUAAACCUAUUGCUCCUAGUUAAAUUUCAGGUUUGGCAUCUAAAUAUGAGGGAUCUGAAUAGAAAUUGGAUUCUAAAGUAAAUAAGAAAUUUAAUUAAUUGAUGGAUGAGUUGAGAAUAAUUCGAAAGGUAUUUUAAUAUUAAGAUUAUAGAAUAUACAAUAUUUUACAGCAUUUGAUGGAGCUUAUGCUUAAAGCUAAAAAACUUAGAAUAAUUUUAUAUCUUUAAAAUAAUAAAAUGGAAUAAUAGUUAAUAAUGGAAAUCAUAUGACAAGAUUAGAAUUGAUAAAUGAUACUUUUAAAAGUGAGAAAAUAUGUGAUAUUAAUGAGAAUGAUUCAAAAUUUAUAUCAUUUUGUAUAAGUGACAAAAAUAUCUCAAAUGAUAUGUUGAUAACUGGUUCAGAUAGAGGUAAUAUUAUGGGUUGGAAUUUAUUUAAAAAUCAAGCUUAUCAUUAUUAUGGUUUAAACAAUUAAUACAAUUGCAAUUUAUAAAAACAUUCAUUACCAACAUUCAUUACAUAAUCAUUUAAGAAUAUAUAUGUAGGAACAAAAAAUAAUGUAAAUAAUUUAGUUUAUUAAUUUAAGGAAUUAUUGAUUCUAGAUGAAAGAAUGAAUGAAAGAUAAUGUUUAUCAUUAACAAUUCAAAAUUCUUAUGAAAAUUUAAUACAAGCAAAUUCAAUACUAUCACCACUUUUACCUAGAUUUGGAUCUUCAAUUGUUGAAAGUCCUGAAAUAAAUCCAAUUGAUCCAAAUUUAUUAAAUGAAACAAAUUUCAGAUUAGAUGAAGAAUAUGAUUCAAUUAAGGAUGAUUUAAUUGAAGAAUUUCCAUCUUUUGAAUAAUUGAAAGAUUUAAAUAGAUAAGAAUCCUAGCAAAUUAAAUAUAUUGAUGUUAAUGAUUAUAAUGUUCUAGUGACUAUGACAGAUGGUUUUAUUCAUUUAGAUAUGAGGAAUCCAACUGUUGCUUAAUUUAGCUUUUAAUAAAAUUAUUAGUAGGCUUUAAAGGCUAUGUUUUGUCCUGGAAAUUCAAACAAUAUCAUUUAUGCUAAGUAGAAUUCGAAUAAAUGUUUACUAUGGAAUUUAUAAAAGAAUGAAGUACUAUUUCAUAAGGAAUUAUAAAAUAAUCCUUUGGAUAUGAUUGCUUCUCAAGAAACAAAAGAGAUUCUAUUUUUACAUUAAGAAUAAAAUGAUUCCAUAAUUAAAGUGUAUAAUAAUGUCACUUCAAAGUUGAAAUAUUGUGAUGAAAUAAUAAUUCCUAAUUUCCAUAUUUAAAAAAUACUUUUGGAUUAUUAAUGUGAUACAUUGUAUGGUAUUGGACCUUAUUCUUUGAGAACAUGGAAUUACUUUUAAUAAAAGGAAAUAGAUUUGAUACAUGAAGAGAUGCAAAAUUAAUUAGAAUCACUUAUAUGA
Molecule: messenger RNA, 1891 nt
Organism: Paramecium pentaurelia
Lineage: Eukaryota; Ciliophora; Oligohymenophorea; Peniculida; Parameciidae
Source: the annotation of a GenBank genome assembly